CCCAGAGUGCUGCACAUAUCAUCGCAUCGGGGGUGCGGGAAAAGCGCACGGUUUCCUGUGGGUUUGCUUAGCUGGGCACAUCAAAGUUUUAGAUCCGCAGGAGUACCUAGCUCAUUUUAACCUCCAUCGAUUUAAUGUCUUAAUCAAAACCUUUUCAUCUGUACGUGCCCUAGACUACACCUCCCCGUAGUUAGUCUGAAUUAAGUCGUCAAAGAUGUCCGAAGCCACGGUGGCCGAUACUCGCCGGUUAAACUCUAAACCGCAGGACCUGACAGACGCCUACGGCCCUCCCAGCAACUUUCUGGAAAUCGACGUCUACGACCCGCAGACUAUAGGAGUCGGCCGAAACCGCUUCACCACUUAUGAAGUCCGGAUGAAGACAAAUCUUCCCAUUUUUAAAAUGAAGGAGUCGUGUGUUCGACGAAGAUACAGCGACUUCGAGUGGCUGAAGAAUGAGCUGGAAAGGGACAGCAAGAUUGUUGUGCCUCCAUUGCCUGGAAAGGCAUUGAAGAGACAGCUUCCCUUCCGUGGAGAUGAGGGCAUUUUUGAGGAGUCCUUCAUUGAGGAGAGACGAGCUGGGCUUGAACAGUUCAUCAAUAGAAUUGCAGGUCAUCCUUUGGCCCAGAACGAACGCUGUCUUCACAUGUUCCUGCAGGAAGAAAGUAUUGACCGGAACUACAUUCCUGGAAAAGUUUUGGUAAACCCCCCUCCUUGUCCUGGACCCGUCUGCUCUACCAGCUCUUUCUGCACAUCAGUCAAAGCCUUUCACAGCUGCUGUCCAUCAUAUUCUGUAUAUAUUUCUAUUCUCUAUUCAAACUCAUAUAAAAGCCGUAUUUAUACCUCAUGCACUCUUUUUGUGAAAAGACACAUUCUUUUUUGCUGAUCUUUAAGCAAAUAUAUUAUUUUCUAUAUAUUUUAAUCUGGUUAAAAUUCCUGGCAUAAAACCUUUCUGGUAACCCACAGAUUUUUCUCCAAAAAUAUAUAGAGAGAGAGAAUUUGAUCGGGCCCCAUGACAUUCCUCAGUGUAUUUUUGAUUUAAAGUUUAAGUCUUGAAUUAUUUCAAUUUAAAGCAACAUGCUUCCCCUAUUGAAAAAUAAAUAUAUUUAAAUGUAGUUGAAAUAAAUGUAUUUCGUGCUAAGUAUACUACAAACACAUUUACAUAUUUCUAAACAUAUUAAAAUACCCUGCAGUUGCACUUUUAGUGUAAUAACUGUGUGGAAGUAGUCCAGAAGUCUAACUGAAGAUAUAGUGAAGUUGGCCUAUAUUUGUGCUCAAGCAGAACUAUUGCAAGUAUACUUUAGGUAUAUAAAGAAUUAUAUUAUUCAAAGAUCAAUACAAUCGGCAUCAAUAGUGACAAUAAAACACAUUUUUGGCUUAAUAUUAUGAAAUGUGUGUUGUGCACCAAAUAGUACUCCAAAUAAAGUAUAAUUACAAUUUUUAUAUCAGUAAGUAUAGAUUUGAACUAUGCUUAGUAUGAAAUGAAUACAUUUUACCAGGGUUAAGAGAAGUUAUCAAGAACUCAUCAAAUGUAGCACUUCAGAAGCUAAAACUAGGAUUGCCUCUCGACAACGUCUUCCUUUACGUUCCAUAUUUCAUUUGUAUCUUUGACCUUUGAAUCUGUUAAAACAAGGCUUUUGCAACCAUGUUUAAAUGUAUUUUCGUUUGUUUAGUGUCCGUGUACCAGUAACGCUUCGGGAAUGUACAUAUUCAAUCACUGUGAAAAACUGAAUUCCAUUAUGACAGAAUGUGUCACAUUUGCUGUUAUGUUUCUAUAUGCCCUCUCUAAGAACGAGUUCUGUUCUUUUCUGGCUCUUUCUAUUCUGGUUAUUUUCAGGACUGUGUGUAAAAGGGCACUCGUUGAUUUUUAAACAGAUAGCCAUCCUUUCUACCCAUGAAUAAACCCUCUCUGUCUCCUUCA
Molecule: messenger RNA, 1918 nt
Organism: Carassius gibelio (silver crucian carp)
Lineage: Eukaryota; Metazoa; Chordata; Actinopteri; Cypriniformes; Cyprinidae
Product: sorting nexin-12
Exons: 5
Coding region: 215-883 (222 amino acids)
Biological process (GO): late endosome to Golgi transport; endocytic recycling
Cellular component (GO): early endosome membrane; retromer complex
Molecular function (GO): phosphatidylinositol-3-phosphate binding
Source: RefSeq, a predicted model, not a curated record